AGCGCGAGUAAUAGGGUCCAGAAAUUCCCGCAUCCCAAAUAACGUGGAAUAUUCAGCGCCGAAACAAAUUCAAAGCCGAACCUUUCGACUCGCACUCGCAUCAGAGUGUAAGCACCAAUUUACUCGUGUUAUGUUCAAGAUGAUUUAAUAAAUUGCGACGCGUUACCAAACAACAUCACUUGUUGUAGGUAUCUUCGUGGUAGUUCAGAAGGAAAGUAUUAGGGGAAAACGGGAACCGAGAUAACUCUCGCUGUCGACUUCUGAGAUCCGAGAUCAGUUUUAUUUGCCGGUUUAUGGCUGUCUUAUUGCCGUUAAUGAAAUAAGACGGAGUAUACGAGCAGUCGUCUCGGCGUCGCAGAACUUGUGAGCGGACUUGUGACGUCAUUUUUUGAUCCUUGUGCUGUCACUGACUCGGUACUCUGAUCGUUAUUAUACAGCGAGAAACGAACGACAAAUAAAUGUGAAGUGUGUACAUUACUGGGUGCGGUAGGUUAGGAACGGCCAGAGUGUUUAGCUCGGUGGAGAUGGAGGGGCACAGGCUCGGGCGGCGGAGCGCGGGCCGGGCGGCGCAUGCGCGCGGCGCUCCGGGCCGGGAGCCUCGCGAGUCCGCUCAGUGGUGCGUCGGGACGCCCGGUCGAUUCCAGGGGCGCGCGCAAACUCUCCUCUUUCCAAAAACCGAAUGAACCGUAAAAUGUGUGUAAGAAAAAUCAUAAAAACGCCGCCAUGCUAAAUGGAUUUUAAAACUAUUCCUUGCCUCCUUGCACGGCUACCUAUUACUGUUUAAAUACUGAACAAUAUUGCGGUCAAAUUUGUCGCGAAAUCGGUAUUUCUGUAAAUAUUUACUAUCAAUUAAUUAGAAAAUGAAGGUGCGUAAUCACACAUGGAUUGUGCAACUCGUCAUGUCAUAUCGAAAGUAAAUUAAUAACAAGUUUGCGUGAGAAUACGUUAUUUUAAAAAUUAAAAAUGUCGCAUUCUUGAUAAUAAAUUAAAACGCUAAAGUGUCGCAGUAGAAAGGUUAUGAAAAUUAACAAGUUUUAAUAGGCCGUUUAUUUUUUUAUACAUUGGUCGUUAAGUUUUAAUAUGUGCUAACCUGGAGCCGGUCCGCAGCAGAACUGAAUGACAGAGAAACUUGUUGUACCUGAGAUGUGGCGCGGCUGGAGGUGAGCGAUGCGGGCGCGGUGGGCGGCGUGGGCGUUCGCUUGGUGCGCGUGCGCCGCGGCCGCGCCCGUCGAGUCGCCGCCGCCGGGGCCACUCUGCGACCCGCUGCUGCUACGACACCCGCCGCCUAGGCCCUCGAAUGUGUUGGAGGUGGAGUCAGCUGCAGCGCAAGCUGCGCGGUCGCUGUCCGAGCUGAUAGAGACGGGCGGCGCGAACGAGUCGCGCGCGGCGGCGUUGGCGCGCUCCGUGCUGGCCGCCCAGUUCGAUCCGCCGCCCGACGCUGUGGCCCUCGGCGCGCCGCAGCUCCGCCUCGGCGUGCUCUUCGUGGCUGACCCACCCAGACUGAUCAUCUUUCAACAAAACAACUCUGCAGCCCUCCAGCAAUUUUGGAAAACUUUAGCCUCUGCAUGGAACGCGAGUAAUGUCGUCUGGUCAAAUGCCUGGUACUCAUGCGAAAGGGAAGACAGAGGCUGGUGGAGCGGUGCGGCGGCGGCGCGGGGAUCGGGCGCUCUCCGCGCCGCGGCGGCACUGUUCCGACGAAUGCCUGUUAUGCCGUGUGAGGAAGCAAUGUACGAUCGCAUGAGUGGGCCGCCGGCCUGCGAUCCGGACACAACGGAUUGUGAAGCCUUUCCUGCCUCGGGAUCAGACUUUCAGAAUAUAGAGUACCGGUGCAAGUGCCGGCGGGGCUAUUGGCACGAGAUCGGCAGCGGCUGGCUGAGCGGGUCGGCCAUCACGGAGACGCUGCGCUGCGCGGCGUGCGGCAUGGGCAGCGGCGACGAGGCGCAGUGUGACGGGGAGAUCUUCCACGCCACGCUGCUGGCCGUCAACCUGGCCGGCAUGCUCGUGUGUCUCGUCAUUGGCCUCAUUAUAUUCAGAAAGAGAAAAUGCAAAGCCGUGGCAAUGGGCAUGUGGACUGUACUAGAGGUGGUGUUGCUUGGGGCUCUGUUGAUGUAUGGAUCCGCAGCGACACAAUACAUCAAGGAGCCGCGGUGGCGCUGCGUGGCAGGCGCGUGGCUGCGCGAAUUGGGUUUCGUAGCGUGCUACGGCUCAGUUGUGCUGCGGCUGUGGGUGCUUCUGGCCGAGUUCAGGACUAGGAAGGCGCACCGGUGGACUCCAAGGGACUCUGAAGUGCUCCGAAUAGUAGGCGCGAUGCUCUGUGGCGCCAUAUGUUAUUUAGCAGCCUUUACUGCGACAGCGGCGUGUGAGCGAGAAGGCUGCACCAAUGCGGCUUGGCAUCACGUUACCGCUGGUGCUGAACUACUGCUGCUAGCCGCUGGAGCUAGGAUCGCUUAUGCGGCGAGGAACGCAAAUGUGCCCUUUCAGGAGCGCGGUUGGCUGGCUACUGCGCUGGCAUGCGAGUUUUUUAGCGGGCUAGCGUGGCGCGGUGCAGCGUUGGCAGGUGCGGCGCCCGAGCAGGAGCCGCUGGCCGCCACGGCGCGUGCACAGGUCUCCUCCGGCGCCGCGCUGGCAUGCGUGCUCGCGCCGAGGCUGUGGCAUGGAUACCGCGCACGAUCGCUUGCGCAAGAGGUGUCUCGCAGAGGCCCAGCAGAGGGCUUUGGCGUAGAAGGCGAGGAGGAGCCCACGUCUGAGGAAGUGAGAGCCGAGCUGAAGCGGCUCUACGUGCAGCUAGAGAUCCUCAGGAACAAGACGCUCCGGCGCGACAACCCUCAUAUCAGCAAACGCAGGGGGGGACGCAAGCCGCCGCACAGGCGGUUUUCCUUACAGAAAAAAGGCAGUCGUGAAAAGGCGCUGCAGGCGCGGCGAGGCGGCAAGGGCAAAGCCGGCGGCAGCGCCAGCGUUGUGGAGGCCAGCGAAGCCGGCGACGCCUCUCGCACGCCCGAGGACUCCGUCUGCUCCAACGAGGGCCCCUCGCACUACACCGACUGCGACCAGACGUGAUCCCGCCGCCGCGACGGGAACUCGUCCAGUCGCUCCACGGCCAACGGCUACGGCGACCAGCUGGAGGUUUGAAGACUCGGGUUGUGCAUCACCGUGUGUUGGUUCAAAAUUCGGACAAUUGCAAAAAGUUCGUGAUUGUAAUUCACUUAUUAAUCGUCUAAGUACUGUUCGAACUGCGUUUCGGCAGCUUUUGUGAAUGAUUCUUCUCUCAAUAUUAGGUACCCGACUAAAAUGAAUGGGGUAAAUAUUGCUACGAGCAAUAAAAUCACAUACCAACGCAAAAAUUUGGAUGUGUUUAUUGAAAUUGUAAUUAAAAAUAUUGAGCUUUUGUCUUAAAACAUUUAAAUAAAGCUCAUGAAAUGAGCACGGCAUGUGGCCCGUACCUAAAUGUUAGUAAUAAAUACUCCUAUGUAAAGAAAACGCCCAUUCUGCUGAAAAAGGCAGGUCCGUUUCUUUACUAGGUACAUGGCUAAACGAGUAAGAUCAUGUUGGAUAAGAAAAAUAGGAAAGUGGCCGGUAGUUUUCAUAUGUGUUGCGUUUAGAGCGGAGUUGAUUGGUGUAUUAAUAGAUGAACCACGUGGGAUCGAUCCUUUUCCAGAGCAAUAAUUUGUCUAGUCUCUGACCACUGAUAUUAUUGUAAAUUAGGUUUAUAAGUUGCAUCCCAUUCAACUACGAAAACAUAACUUCACAUGCGCUAGGUAUGCCGGAUACCUAUCUUUGUUGAACGAAAAAAGUCGCUGUGGUCUCACGAAUAGCAAAAUGUUUUAAUACUGCAGUGCCAUCACUUAUAACAAAAGUAGCUACUUCUGCCACCUGGUUGAGCCCGCUGAAGUACUUGACUAUUAGGGUACCGCAUGGUAGUUAUUGCCAACGACAAGUGAUUGCCAUGACAAGUGAUAACAUAAACAUUGUUAAGCAACCUACAUAUUAAUAGUUAACAGUUCAAAGCAGCAAGAUAGGGCGUGAUUUUAAAAUCUGUUCGACCGUGAUGGAUUUACCUAUAUGGAAAUCAAAAUAUCUAGGUGUCAAAUCUUACCAAAAAUCUACCUACUCUCGAACUCCCUAAAGUGAUGCAAAUGCAAUCAAACAUUAAUUUAGCGCAUCAAAUCUAUAAACUGAUUUUAUAAUUGGUUUGCUACGAUUAAGGAAUUGCGUGCCUUUAAGUGGAUAACGAAAUAUGGUUUAUUUUUUCUACUGCUAACACAUGGUGAAAUCAGCAGAAACAAGUAUAAGAUCAUUAAUAUUCACAGAAACUAAAAACAUCAAACCGAAGCAAUAUAGGAUAUAGUAAAACAUUCUUACAGUUUUUUUAUCGCGAUAGUUAUUCUAAUGGUCCAUAAAGCACAAGCAAUACGAGUUUCCUUUUUAGUCACUCGUGUAGGUACAAACAUAAUAAUAUAAUAGUUUUAUAAGUUGAAAUGUGAUUCUCAAGACCAAACGAGACCGCUUAAGUAGAUAUUAAUUAAUUAAAGUAUAAGGACUCGAACAUUCCAGUUACCAUCCUGUUUCUGUUCUGAAUGCGAUUAUUGACAGGCAAAUAUCAAUAACAGGAGCUUCUUUCUUUAAAUUUAGGUAAAAUAUGGUAUGACCUAAAAUAAGACGUUAAUUUAAUGAACUGCUUAUUUUCUAGUCCAUCACAAUACAAUACAUAUGCUUAACAUUUGUUUAAUAUAUUGAUAAUAUAUUUGUUGUUGUACUUAGACCUAAUUUAAAGUAAUUUUUCGUUGUAAGUGUUGACUAUUCGUUUGUAAAAAAGUGAAUAUCCUACCUAAGCAGCAUAUUUACUUAUUUGGUUGUUGUACAUGGUGUAUAAUUUAUAUAUCAAGGGGAACAAUGGCAGGCAGAUUUUAACGAUAAUUGCAUUAACUGCCUUAAAUUCGGGACUUUGAGUAUUCAUUUCAGAUUUAUUAAUAUGAUAGCAAAACGUAAUCAAUUUUAGGGCGUCCCUCGCGCAGCAAUAUGUAAUUUUAAGUGCCGUGACGUAACGCUCCAAGAUUAAUAUCAUAUUAGUAUCUUCAUACCUACGCCUCUUUAUAAUAUACACCCAAGUAUUGUAGGGACCCAACUGACAAGUAAAAAUAUGCUGCUAAGUGGGAACACAUUUAAGAUAUGUAUGUAGGUAUGUAAUUUUGUUUCUUAGAAAAUUGGGACUUUCGUGUCCAGUUGUUAUUGUAUUUAAAGCAUUUUCUCUAAAUUACAUUGAUGGAUAAUAGAUAGCGCGGGUGUUAUAUAACAAUAGAUACGUGUACAUAUUAGAGUAAGUGUUCGACAUUAUGUGUGCGAAGUCUGGCAGUUUGUUUGUGUUCCGUUGAGCUUUGUUCCAUGUUUGCGAUGCGCGAGCGCGUCUAUUGUGAUGCCGAGUAGUAUUAUAUAUCGAUUAAUAUAUUAUUUAUUAAUAAACCACAUGUUCAUA
This is a messenger RNA of Cydia pomonella (codling moth), 5470 nucleotides long. RefSeq names its product G-protein coupled receptor 179 (gene smog). Gene Ontology annotation, cellular component: membrane. The coding region runs from base 1168 to 3057 and encodes 629 amino acids. Gene Ontology annotation, biological process: G protein-coupled receptor signaling pathway. The transcript has 11 exons. NCBI's taxonomy places the organism in Eukaryota, Metazoa, Arthropoda, Insecta, Lepidoptera, Tortricidae. The record is from RefSeq and is a predicted model, not a curated record. Gene Ontology annotation, molecular function: G protein-coupled receptor activity.